This is a messenger RNA of Heterobasidion irregulare TC 32-1, 1863 nucleotides long. RefSeq names its product aryl-alcohol oxidase-like protein (gene aao8). Gene Ontology annotation, molecular function: flavin adenine dinucleotide binding; oxidoreductase activity, acting on CH-OH group of donors. The transcript is spliced from 10 exons. NCBI's taxonomy places the organism in Eukaryota, Fungi, Basidiomycota, Agaricomycetes, Russulales, Bondarzewiaceae. The record is from RefSeq and is a predicted model, not a curated record. The coding region runs from base 1 to 1863 and encodes 620 amino acids.
AUGGCAUUCCCAGCAGUUUUUUCGCUUCUCCUGUUCGUGCUAUUGAUCCUUGAGCCGCAUAGGGUCAUAGGCAGGCUCUACACUGACCCUUCAGCCCUACCUCGGAAGAAUUAUGACUACGUGAUCGUUGGUGCGGGCGUCGGCGGAGGGGUGGUUGCUAGUCGCUUAUCUGAAGACCAUACGACCAAGAUCCUUCUUAUUGAAGCAGGGAUCAGCGAUGAAGGCAUCGAAGCGAUCCAAGUUCCUUGGCUUGCUCAGGUGCUAACACCUAACACGAUCGUCGAUUGGAACUUUACGACGACUCCGCAGAUUGGUCUAGGGAAUAGAUCUAUUUCUUACCCACGAGGCCGUGUCCUGGGCGGAUCUUCCUCCGUCAAUGGUCUUAUAUACACUCGCGGUUCGGCUGAUGAUUAUAACCGGAUCGCAGAAGUAUCAGGGGAUUCUGGAUGGUCCUGGGACGCUCUCCUCCCGUUUAUCAAGAAGGCCGAAAAAUUAGUCCCCUCAGCGGAUGGUCAUAAUACAUCUGGUCAGGUAGAUCCAUCAGCGCAUGGACAUUCUGGACCUUUGGGAGUUAGUGUCCUCAAUUGGCCCGCACCAACUGACAGUAUGGUGAUUCAGGCUACGAAAGAACUGCCUGAAUUUCCGUUUGUCAUCGAUUUUAACGCUGGAAAGCCGCUUGGAUUCGGAUAUUCCCAGUCGACUAUUAGCAAUGGCACGCGCGACAGCGCAGCGACGGCAUACAUACACCCCUCUCUCUCGAAGUACAGCAAUCUCGACGUUUUGAUCAACUCUCAUGUAACCAAGGUUCUCCAAACUGGCAUCGCCGACUGUAUUCCGGUCUUCCAGGGGGUACAGAUAGCUCGCAAUGCGUCGAGCAGACUUUACGCUGUUACGGCAGCAAAGGAAGUCAUCCUUUCGGCUGGGAGCAUCGGAACGCCUCAGAUCUUAAUGCUAUCUGGGAUCGGCAACUCGACUAAGUUGUCGUCCCUUGGCAUUGAUCCGAAGGUCGAAUUGCCGGAUGUGGGACAGCACCUUCAGGACCACACCCACCUCUCAGAUAUAUGGCUGACAAAUGCUUCCUUCUCUUGGGACGAUAUACGAAGAAACGCUACACUGGCAGCGCAGGAAUUAGCAGAAUGGAGGAACAAUCGCACAGGCCCAUAUACUGACGGUUUCUACAGCCAGAUUGGAUGGUCGCGGUUGCCUGACAAUGCCACCAUUUUUCAAACACAUAGCGAUCCAUCUGCGGGCUCCAACACCCCUCAUUUUCAGCUAGAAAUCUACGAUACUUUUUCUGCCACCAGUGCAUAUCCUUCUGAAGGUCGCUUCCUCACAAUUGCUACCGCUCUCGUAACGCCUGCCGGUCGCGGCACAGUUACCUUAGCAUCUUCAGACCCUUUCGAGGACCCACUGAUCGACCCAGCCUUCCUCACUUCCGAAUUCGACCUUUUUGUGAUCCGUGAAGCAGCCCGAGCAGGACGACGUUUUGCCUCGGCUGCUUCGUUCAGUGGACUUUUGUUGGAACCGUACGGGCCGUUUGGCCAGGCUCAAACAGAUGAAGAACUCAAUGCGUAUGCCCGUGCAACUGCUGGGACUGCAUACCAUCCGACGAGCACUGCCAGGAUGUCUGCAUGGAACGCGACGAACGGAGUCGUGAAUCCUGAUCUCACGCUUAAAAAGGCUAGAGGCUUGCGCAUUGUCGAUGCUAGUGUGCUGGUAAGCUGUUCAUUGGUGGCCCAUGUCAGAUCGGGGGGUACUAAACAUGAUGUAAAUGUUCAGCCGUUUGUCCCGUCAGCCAACACGCAGGCUUCGGUGUAUGCCAUUGCUGAGCGUGCGGCGGCUAUCAUCAGGGGAACGGCGUAG